Toxoplasma gondii ME49 is the source of this 1545-nucleotide messenger RNA. RefSeq lists its product as hypothetical. The record is from RefSeq and is a predicted model, not a curated record. Bases 294 to 1028 code for a protein of 244 amino acids. Lineage: Eukaryota; Apicomplexa; Conoidasida; Eucoccidiorida; Sarcocystidae. The transcript has a single exon.
GAAGUUCAGCGCUGGGAAUGGUCUGCCAAUUUGUAUAAUAAAAACGGCAGGAUAAAGCUGGGACGCGGCUUACGCGACCAGAGAACGCGCGGACGCCGAACGUCAGGUGGGUGCGGAGACGGCCGCCGCGAGCUGUUCUCCCAGUUUUCGAAUGUUCUGCGGGCGUCGCGAACCCAUUUCCGCGGCGCUUUCCCUGAUGAAGCGUUUUUGACGGAUGGAAACGGAACGUCAAGGCUCAAGAGCACCGGGAACGGGAUAGGUCACUGCAGGUGUCAAUCUUCUGGAGGAAGCGGAUGCCUCUUCAAAUGCUGCACUCGCCUGCAUCUGUCUCGGCUCGUUUUCGCUGCCCUCGACUCCUCCGAUUCUUCGGCGGGCACAGUUCCACGUUUCAAGGGACUUACUGUGGUACCAAGACAAACCAUACGCAGAAAGCGGACUUGUACACCUUCCAGUGCCGCUGGCCCGCCUCGAUCAUUCUUCCAGGUCGGCAGGAAAAGUCUUUUCGUGCAUCCGCCGAUUUUCGUUUUCGCCGGGCCUUGCGCCGGUCGAGACGCUGCUUGUCCCUCCACUUCCCCGUCAAGACCCCGAAGAAAUCGGCACAUCGGGGUCUCGCUUCUGUACCGACUUCACACGCGCUCGGCGCUGGUACAGACUUGGAUCUAUGCUUGACAGCGUUGUGUGCGUCCUUUCCGAUACGUGUGAGUGGAACCGCCGUGCGAGGGGAUGAGAUCCUCCCAGUUAUCAGUGUGUCUGCGUGGAUUUUUCGCGGUAAACACGGCGCAGCAUGUGCCUCCGUGCCUUUCGGCAGGUUGUUGCGUGUCUCGCGUCCAUUCUUGCGUUUGUGGCGACCCGUCUCUCCUCUCCGUCUCGCGUUCCCGCGGAGAUCACGAACACCCACCGCGCGGGUGCCGCUCGGCUCCGCGGAAUCGCCCUUUUCUCCGUUUUCCCGAAGCAAGGAUGGAAAGCUCUUUUGCUUCGUUCAUGUGCAGAUUCAAGAAGAAAGCUCCGUCCGCAGAAGUGACUCUUAAGAGACUGUCGGUCCACUAGACCGUCCGGCGCGCCGUGAACGGGUUGUCGUGGAACAGAAACACCCGCGGCUGGAACAGAGUUAUCCGUGUCUGUUGUUGUUCCGUAUACCCGGCAGUAUUUACAUGGCCGCCUUGCGUAUAGAAAGGACUGGUUGCCUAACUGACGCCCUAGCAGAUCCAUGAAACCGUGCCUCGCGAAGUCCCCAGUGGACGUUGGAGUGCAGCUCAGGAUGUGUAGAGCAAGUGGAAGGCGUUUUCGAUUCAAGUGGUAGAAUGAUGCCGCGAACGCAGAGUGCCCACAUCGUGGUGAAAUUCCUGGACGAAGUACGUUUCUGUAGAGAGGAUCAAACAGAGGCUUUGUCGACGGUGAGAUCUUGAUUUCAUUGCCGCCGUCUCCCUCUCAAGCGCAGGUAUCCCGCUCGUCUCGAGACAGCCUCCCCGCUCUGUUAGGAUCUGUGCUCUGCUCCACGUGAUUGUCUCUCGCUGCUCCGACUCUAGUUGCGUCCGCGGUGUUGAG